Molecule: messenger RNA, 1815 nt
Organism: Vitis vinifera (wine grape)
Lineage: Eukaryota; Viridiplantae; Streptophyta; Magnoliopsida; Vitales; Vitaceae
Product: RNA exonuclease 4
Exons: 7
Coding region: 517-1572 (351 amino acids)
Biological process (GO): rRNA processing
Cellular component (GO): nucleus
Molecular function (GO): nucleic acid binding; 3'-5' exonuclease activity
Source: RefSeq, a predicted model, not a curated record
GCGAUCUAUUGCUUAUGAAUAUCAAAUAUCGAUCUAUAUGAUUUUUAGUUGACAAAUUCUUCUGCAAUUCGCUACCCAUGAGAUGCACUAAUUUUAUUCGGCCCUUUAUAGGAAUGGAGAUGAUAAUAACCAGUCAGUGCGUAGGAUUCUUCUUGAUGGAGAUCGAGAGCGCAGUAGCAAGGGCUCCAUUAAAACUUAAUUUGGUGUAACUAGAGGUCAUCUUGGCAAGAGAAAAAUUCUAGUUGGAUGGUGGGCCAGCGGAAAUUCAGAUUACUACGAAUGUCCGAUGUUAGGCUUUAGGACAAAGCGAUUUGUAGAGACAGAUAGGCUCCAAAAUUGAAGUAAAUGAAGAGGGCCUUAAGGCAUCACCUCCUUACACAACUUGGGCAGAAAUGAUACUUGCUCUUCCUCAAACUAAUAUAAAUACCUUGCUACCCUCACCAUCUUCUUCAAGCUCUCUCCAUUCCCUCUUCGAGUAAAAAAAACUUGUCAUCGGCAACUGUUUUCCAGAGCAGGAUGGAGUUCUCAGAGUCCCAAAGGAACAAGUGUGCAGCUUGCUACAGACAAUUCAACAGGUUGGAGCACCUGGUUGAUCACAUGAGGACCUCGUAUCACUCGGUUCAUGAGCCAACCUGUGGAAUUUGUAAGAAACACUGCAGAUCUUUUGAAUCUCUCAGGGAGCAUCUCAUAGGGCCGUUGCCAAAAGUGGAAUGCGCAAGAAUAUUCAGUGUCCGCGGAUGCAACCUCUGCUUAGAUAUCCUUGGCAGCCCUAAUGCACUUAGGGCUCAUCGAGGGACAUGCCAACUUUCACGCGGAAACACCGGAGCGCUGCUUUCUCGCAUGGCUAACCUAGGUAUUCAGGAUGACCUGAAUAGCAGAACAAGAGGCUCAAAGGUGGUUGCACUGGGCUGCAAAAUGGUAGGGGGUGGAACCGAUGGCUCGCUGGAUCUUUGCGCAAGGGUUUGCCUCAUCGAUGAAUAUGAAAACAUCAUCUUUCAUACUUAUGUCAAGCCCCAAAUUCCAGUCACAAACUACAGGUAUGAAACCACAGGGACAAGGCCCGAAUUCUUGAGGGAUGCAAUGCCAGUGAAGCAAGUCCAAAGAAAAAUCCAAGACUUCCUUUGCAAUGGAGAGCCCAUAUGGAAGAUUCGUUCUAGAGGUGGAAAAGCUAGGAUUCUCGUGGGUCAUGGUUUGGAUCAUGACCUGGACUGUCUACAAAUGGAGUACCCAACGCUAAUGAUCAGGGACACAGCUAAGUAUCCUCCAUUGAUGAAAACAAGCAAGCUCAGCAACUCACUGAAGUAUCUGACACAAGCAUACCUCGGGUAUGACAUCCAAACUGGCAUACAAGAUCCUUAUGAGGAUUGUGUUGCAACAAUGAGGCUUUACAUGAGAAUGAGAUCCCAAAGUCAUAAAAUAGAGGACUACCCGCUCGCGUCUGACCCGCAGAACCGAAACAACUUUGCAUCAGGGAGGCAAAGUGAGCUAGAGAGGAUGACCCCAGAUGAAAUGUUGGAAAUCUCCAGGUCUGAUUACUAUUGUUGGUGCCUGGACACGAAGGAAGGCUCCUGAAUAUUGAGGCCAGCCAACUUGUUUCAAGGAGCUGGACACAUAUGUAUGGUACUAAUGUUGGACGUCAAAUUCCAUGAAGUUUAAUGCAUGACCUUACCAAAUCAUAAAUAAACAUGGGAAUGAUAUAUGCCAUUUCCAUUGAAUGAUGUUUAAAGUUGUGCUGCAUGAACAAAACUCAUCUAGCAUAGUGAUACUACAUGCAGGUUUCCUUAAUGAAUAAAAUGUUAUGUAGUACUGUCCAAA